Molecule: messenger RNA, 3321 nt
Organism: Zingiber officinale
Lineage: Eukaryota; Viridiplantae; Streptophyta; Magnoliopsida; Zingiberales; Zingiberaceae
Product: protein argonaute MEL1-like
Exons: 20
Coding region: 93-3095 (1000 amino acids)
Biological process (GO): regulatory ncRNA-mediated post-transcriptional gene silencing
Cellular component (GO): cytoplasm
Molecular function (GO): protein binding; RNA binding
Source: RefSeq, a predicted model, not a curated record
GUAGGAAGCCCAACCGCCCCUUCGUGCAGACGUUCACCAGCAUCUCUUGGUUUGUUGCUAUUCCUGCUCCGGUACGAGCGCUGUCUCUCGCAAUGUCCGGCGAACGAGGAGCAUAUGGAGGUGGUCGCCGUGGCGGUGGACGGGGCGGUCGGGGUCCUGUUGACGGCGGCAGAUCGCGUGGCGGCGGAGGAAGGGGCGGAUAUGCUCCGGCUCCUCGCUCUCAGGAAUCGUCGACUCCGUCCGCAUCGUACCGUCCUUCGCCGCCGGCCACAGCAGCAGAUUCGCCUUCGUCCUCUUCUAUCGGCGAGGAACUCCGGCAUCUCACGAUCGCCGAGCCCGCGAAGGAGCAGACUCCUCAGCCGGCGGCGCCUCCGGCCUCUAGCAAGGGUAUGAGGCAUCCGGCUCGGCCGGAGUUCGGCACCGUCGGAAGGCCGUGCUUAGUUAGGGCUAACCAUUUCCUUGUCGAGAUCGCCGACAAUACUCUUUUCCAUUAUGAUGUGAGUAUAGUGCCCGAAUCAGUGUCCAGAGCUACCAAUAGAAAAAUCAUCUCUGAGCUUGUCAAGGCUCACAAGGAUAAAGCCUUGGGAAGGAGAAUGCCAGCUUAUGAUGGAAGGAAGAGCCUGUAUACGGCUGGUACUUUUCCUUUUGAGUCAAAGGAGUUCACGGUUUCACUGCCUGAAAAUGAUGGAAGGAAGGCCAAGGAAUUUAGAGUGAUUAUUAAGCUUGCUGGAAACACAAGCAUACACAACCUGAAGGAGUUUUUAGCUGGUCGACAGAUUGAGGCACCUCAAGAAGUCAUUCAAGCCCUUGAUAUUGUUCUUAGGGAGUCUCCAUCUACCAAGUAUACUUCGGUAGCACGGUCCUUCUUUUCCCCGAGUUUUGGGCAUCGGGCACCCAUUGGAGAAGGUUUAGAAUGCUGGAGGGGCUACUAUCAAAGCCUUCGACCAACACAAAUGGGCUUGUCUUUGAACAUAGAUAUCUCUGCGACAUCUUUCUAUAAGCCCAUGAACGUUGUUGAAUUUGUAAUGGAGUAUCUUAAUCUGCGGGAUACUUCAAGGACCUUAUCUGAUCAAAAUAGAGCUAAGGUCAAGCGAGCCAUACGUGGAGUAAGAGUUGAGGCAGUUCACAGAAGAGAUUUAAGAAUACGAUACAAGAUCAAUGGAUUGACAAAGGAGCCACUACGUCAACUAAAGUUUCCUAUCAGCGAAACACAAACUGAGAUAUCAGUGGUCCAAUACUUUAAGGAACGGUAUAAUUACAAUUUGAUGUGUGUUUCAUGGCCUUGCCUCCUGGCUGGUAGUGAGAGCAAACCAACCUACUUACCAAUGGAGGUUUGUGCAAUUGUUGAGGGACAACGCUAUUCAAAAAAGCUAAAUGAGGGACAGGUAACCGCAAUAUUGAGAAGUACAUGCCAGAGGCCGGUGGACAGAGAACGUAGCAUUCGUGAGAUGGUUGGACAAAACAACUACAAUAAUGAUGCAUUCACGAAGGAAUUCGGUUUAAAGAUGAAGUAUGAGCUCACUACUGUAGAAGCUCGUGUUCUACCUCCUCCUAGGCUAAUGUAUCAUGACUCUGGUAGAGAAAAAUCCUGCAAUCCUUCUGUCGGUCAGUGGAACAUGAUAAACAAGAAAAUGGUGAAUGGUGCUUCUGUUGAUUAUUGGACUUGCUUGAGUUUCGCGUCACGACUUCGACAAGAGGAAGUAUCUCACUUUUGUCAAGAACUGAUUGGCAUGUGUAAUAACAAUGGAAUGGUUAUCAAGCCACCUUUUGUCAAUUUCAAAUUUGCUCGUGUUGAUCGAUUAGACUUUGCUUUGAGAGACAUUAACAAUAGCUCAAUUGAAGCAUUCAAAAAAGCUGGGAUUCAAGGGAAGCACAUCCAGUUGUUGAUUGUGAUCUUACCAGAGAUGAAGGGCUAUUACGGGAAUAUCAAGAGAAUUUGUGAAACUGAGCUCGGUAUCGUGUCACAGUGUUGCAAUCCAAGGCAGGUAUCUAAAUGCAACAAACAAUAUUUGGAAAAUGUCUCGCUGAAGAUCAAUGUUAAGUGUGGUGGACGCAAUACAGUACUUGAAGAUGCCAUUUACCGGAGGAUACCUCUUGUAAGUGAUAUACCGACAAUUUUCUUUGGGGCUGAUGUUUCACACCCUUCCCCGGGGGAGGAUUCUUUGUCUUCCAUUGCUGCAGUUGUAGCCUCGAUUGACUGGCCUCAGAUCUCCAAGUACAGAGGUUUAUUCUCGACCCAACAGCAUAGACAAGAAAUAAUCAGUGAUUUAUAUAAUGUUGAUCAAGAUCCUAAAAAAGGACACACCCCCGGCGGGAUGAUACGCGAACUGCUGAUAGCAUUCUACCGCUCAACAAAUCAAAAACCUGGAAGAAUAAUUUUCUACAGAGAUGGGGUCAGCGAAGGGCAAUUUAGCCAAGUGUUGUUGUAUGAAAUGGACGCUAUAAGAAAGGCUUGUGCUUCUUUACAAGAGGGAUAUCUUCCGCCAGUCACGUUUAUUGUAGUCCAGAAGCGACAUCACACAAGGUUGUUCCCUGAAGUUCAUGGAAAUCAAGGAUUGACUGACAGAAGUGGGAAUAUAUUACCUGGUACUGUUGUUGAUCGUAAAAUUUGUCAUCCAACGGAAUUCGACUUUUAUUUAUGUAGUCAUGCUGGGAUACAGGGGACGAGCAAGCCAACUCAUUAUCAUGUUUUAUGGGACGAAAACAAAUUCUCUGCAAAUGCAUUGCAGACCUUAACUAACAACUUGUGUUACACGUACUUGGCAUUUCUCAUGUUAUAUUUCUUUCAUUUUUCUUCUGUCUUUCUUUUGUUGCUUGUAAUUUCAUUUUGUUCUUGCAAAAAAACAGAUACGCCCGGUGUACUCGUUCAGUUUCUAUCGUUCCGCCUGCAUAUUACGCUCACUUGGUUGCAUUUAGAGCUCGCUAUUACAUGGAGGGCGAAUCCUCCGAAACCGAUUCAGGUCCGAGUCAAACGAGAGAUGCGCCUAUCCCUGUACAAUUCUUUCCACGAGUUAAAGAUCAAGUUAAGGAUGUCAUGUUUUACUGCUGAAGUUCACUUCAACAUAGUGUCACUCUUUUUUUGGGUUGAAAAGUAGGCUUCAUUUUGCUCAACUCUAAAGAGUAAUGGUCUCCAUUAAGAGAUGGACCUCUGUUUAAACUUUAGUUUUUUGGCAUACCGUAUAACGAUUUAGGGUUUAUUUCAAGGUACAUGACCUCUGUUAUGUCCAUCCGAUAACACGGUUUAGUUACCGGCUUGACAUUUUGAAUUGUAAACGUGACAUAUUUCUUAGUGGUUUAAAUACUGAUGCUAAGUUUCAAUUA